CAGGAAACCCCCAGUCACAGGAAAGCAAUUUAAGGAUAUAAGGGGGCCGGCCCUGCCACAGCACUACUCUGGCUCCACAAGAGUUAGCAGCAUAAUCGUCUCGCACACAGACCUGAAGAGACAUGUUUGCACUGCUACUCCAGAGCGUCUGGGACUGGCUCCUGACGCACGAUGCCUUGCUCAGCUCCCCCUUCUUCCCCGUGCUCUUCUCCCUGGGCACCUACCUGCUCUUCUGCCUGCCCUACGUGGCCCUGGACCUCCUGUCACCGCACGUGGAGCUUAUCCGCCGCUACAAGAUCCAGCAGAGGAGCCAUGUGCCGUGGGAGGUGAUGUGGAGCUGCCUGGUCCACUCGCUCUAUAACCAUGUGAUGUUCAUCUUCCCUCUAACGGUGCUUAACUGGUACUGGAGGAAAGUGAGCUUGCCGGCCGAGGCACCGCACCCGUUGAAGGUUGCACAUGACCUGCUGGCUUGUCUGCUGCUGUUUGAUUUCCAGUACUUCGUGUGGCACAUGCUGCACCACAAGGUACCCUGGCUGUACCGGACAUUCCACAAGGUGCAUCACAAGUACACCUCCACCUUCGUGCUGAGCACGGAGUACUCGGGCGUCUGGGAGACGCUCUCACUCGGCUUCUUCGCCGCCAUCAACCCUCUGCUCCUGGGCUGCCACCCGCUCACUGAGCUGCUGUUCUUCGUGCUCAACAUCGGGCUGUCUGUGGAGGACCACUGCGGAUACGACUUCUCCUGGGCCAUGCACAGACUGGUGCCGUUUGGACUUUUUGGAGGGGCAACCCAUCAUGACCUCCAUCACCUCAAGUUUAAGUCCAACUACGCCCCGUAUUUCACACACUGGGACAGACUGUUUGGGACUCUGCAUGAGGAUUAAGAAGGGCACUCGUGGGCAUGAAUGGCCCCAGUGACUUUUAUUCUUUUAUAUUAAAAGGAAGUACAAAGUGCUGGCACAAUUAUGAACUCUAUGAGCAGAAACCACCAAUUCUAACCAAAUCUUCUAUUUAUUCAAAAUGAUCUAUGUUAGAGUGAUUUGUUGCAAUUAUGAAAUGGUAUAUUUUUAUAUGUUUUUAAAUGGCUUAUUUAUUAUAAUUUAUGCCAAAUGUCCUGAAGAUGAGCACAACAUUGUUAAUGGUCACUGACCAUCGAUGGGCACUGAAGUGAUAAAUGUUAAUAUUGCUUCCAUUCAUAUGUUUCCAUUCAUCUGCAUAUGAAUGAAGUAAACCUGCCUUGAAUGUAAUAAAUUACUGUGCAAUACUUA
Messenger RNA from Clupea harengus (Atlantic herring), 1268 nucleotides. Its product is annotated as cholesterol 25-hydroxylase-like protein. NCBI's taxonomy places the organism in Eukaryota, Metazoa, Chordata, Actinopteri, Clupeiformes, Clupeidae. The record is from RefSeq and is a predicted model, not a curated record. Gene Ontology annotation, molecular function: oxidoreductase activity; iron ion binding. Gene Ontology annotation, biological process: lipid biosynthetic process.